AUGGAUUAUAAGGAAACACAAGAAAUGGAGUUAGAGGCUUUAGAAGCAAUUUAUCAAAACGAAAUAGAAAUAUUAUGUAAAGAGUAUCCUAAUAUUUCUCUCAAAAUUAGUCUAAAUUCUCAUGGUGAAGGCAUUAUAGAUGCUCAUGAGGCAGUUGAUCCUUUUGAUAUAAUUAUGAAAAUUAAACUUCCUUCUAACUAUCCAGAUAUUAUACCAGAUAUAGAAAUUUCUAAUUUAGAAGAUUUGUUUGAUGAUAAAAGAAUUACCAAAAUUAUUGAUGAUCUUAAAGAAAUAGGUGAAUCAAAUUGUGGUAUGAAUAUGAUAUAUACUCUCGUUUCUGGUUUACAAGAUAUCAUAGGACAAUUGACAAAAGAAUUAAAAAAAAAGAAAGAGGAUGAAUUUGAGGCUAAAUUAAAAAAAGCUGAAGAGGAAGAUAAACUAAUUGUUGAUGGAACAGCAGUAACAGUUGAAAGUUUUAGAGAAUGGAACAAAAAAUUUAUGGAAGAGAUACGUGAAUUAAGAGAUGCUCAACAAAAAGCAAAAGAAGCUGCAUUAGCGGGAAAAUUAACAGGAAAACAACAGUUUUUGAAAGAUUCAACAUUAUUUAAUUCAGAUUUAACAUUGUUAACAAAUGAAAUACCAGAUGAAGAAGAAGGAGGUUUAAAUCAUGAAACAGAAGAAGCUGUUGACAUAGAUGAAUCACUUUUUAAUGCUGAUGAUGAAGAGCUGGAAUUACUUAGUAGUGAAGAAGAUUGA
Strongyloides ratti is the source of this 756-nucleotide messenger RNA. Its product is annotated as RWD domain and Ubiquitin-conjugating enzyme/RWD-like domain-containing protein. The transcript is spliced from 4 exons. Gene Ontology annotation, biological process: cytoplasmic translation. Bases 1 to 756 code for a protein of 251 amino acids. The record is from RefSeq and is a predicted model, not a curated record. Lineage: Eukaryota; Metazoa; Nematoda; Chromadorea; Rhabditida; Strongyloididae. Gene Ontology annotation, molecular function: protein binding.